Molecule: messenger RNA, 1611 nt
Organism: Clonostachys rhizophaga
Lineage: Eukaryota; Fungi; Ascomycota; Sordariomycetes; Hypocreales; Bionectriaceae
Source: the annotation of a GenBank genome assembly
AUGGGUAAAAAAUACUUCGGCUUUCGAGGCAGGCAGCUGAACCUCGCCAUCAGUUCCCUCGGCAGUCUAGAUUUCCUGCUAUUUGGUUACGACCAAGGUAUUACUGGUGGUCUGCUAGAUCUCCCCGCGUUCACUCGCCAUUUCCCUACCAUCAACCCCCUUGAGGAGGGUCUUUCAGAUGCCGUGAAAUCAGAGCGUUCUGCCAACCAGGGUAUCGCUGUCGCAGCGUACAAUCUGGGAUGCUUCCUCGGUUCAAUCAUUUGCAUCUUCAUCGGAAACUACCUUGGCCGACGGCGCACAAUCAUGACCGGAUGCACGAUCAUGACAAUUGGAGCCACGCUCAUGUCCAGUUCUUACCACCUCGAGCAAUUCAUCAUUGGCCGAAUUAUCACCGGUAUUGGAAAUGGUAUCAAUACUAGUACCGUUCCUACCUGGCAAUCUGAGUCGGCAAAGUCGCACGACCGUGGAAAGCUGGUCAUGAUUGAAGGUUCCCUGAUUACGGGCGGUAUUUGCCUGAGCUACUGGAUUAACUAUGGCUUCGCAUGGAUUGGCGAGAAGGAAGUCGCAUGGCGAUUCCCAUUGGCUUUCCAGAUUCUCUUCGCUGUUGUCAUCUUCACAUCCAUCAAGAACCUCCCCGAGUCUCCUCGAUGGCUGGCCAUGCAGGGCCGGGACGACGAAGCUCUGGAGGUUCUCGAGGCCUUGAAUGAGAAGACUCGUGAAGACCCUUAUAUCCAGAACGAGUUCAAGGCUAUCAAGGCAACCGUCGAGGAGAUGUCUCACGGCUCUUUCCGUAGUCUGUUCGACAUGACAGAGUACCGCGAGUUCCACCGUGUUGUCCUUGCCUACGUCAACCAGAUGUUCCAACAGAUUUCCGGAAUCAACCUCAUUACCUACUACGCCCCUUCUCUCUAUGCUCAGAUCGGUCUUGAGGGUGACAACUUGCCUAAGCUCCUCGCUGCCGCCAACGGAACGGAGUAUCUACUUGCUUCUCUGCUCCCUAUUUUCAUCAUUGAAAAAGUUGGUCGCCGUAAGCUCAUGCUUCUCGGUGCCGCCGGUAUGGCAAUUUCCAUGGGCGUGCUUGCUGGUACCAACUACCGUGUCAUUACUUUCGACGAUAAGGCCGCUGGCAUCUGCCAGGCUGUCUUCCUGUUUGUCUUCAACACCUUCUUCGCUUUUGGUUGGUUGGGAAUGACCUGGCUGUACCCUGCCGAGAUCGUGCCCCUUCGUAUUCGUGCACCCACAAAUGCGCUGUCGACCAGUGGUAACUGGAUCUUCAACUUCAUGGUUGUGAUGAUCACUCCCGUCGCAUUCGACAGCAUUCAAUACAAGACAUAUAUUAUCUUCGCUGUCAUCAACGCGUUCAUGUUCCCAUGCGUCUACUUCUUCUUCCCUGAAACCCGUCUCCGCUCCCUCGAGGAAAUGGACGACAUCUUCAAGAAGAGUACCAGCGUGUUCGACUGUGUCAAGAUCUCGCUCAACGAGCCCUUCCGGUACAACGAAAAGGGUGAGCUCAAGGCCGAGUACCUCGAGCAUGCCGUACACCGCGAGAACAUUUUUGAGAACUCGGAGUCUGGCGGAGAGAAGAGGAGCGAUAGCGAUCAGGCCAACUGA